Molecule: messenger RNA, 1326 nt
Organism: Trichogramma pretiosum
Lineage: Eukaryota; Metazoa; Arthropoda; Insecta; Hymenoptera; Trichogrammatidae
Product: spidroin-1-like
Exons: 2
Coding region: 1-1326 (441 amino acids)
Source: RefSeq, a predicted model, not a curated record
AUGAAAUUCAUCUCUUGUAUUCUGGUCCUGGCGGCAGUGAGCUGUGCUUUGGCUCACGAACAUCGCCAAAAUCAACGAAAUCGUGAUCAUAACGAUGAAAGAGUUGUCAGAACCCAUGAAGUCCGCGGCAAAGGAAAUUCAAGAAUUGUUCACGAUUCAGUUCAACGAGUACGUAACUCAAGAAGUCGUGAUGGCUCUUCUUCUGCCGGGGCUGCUGGAGUUCAAGGUCUAGUAUCAAAAAAUAACGGAGGCACAGUCGGACUCGUUCAAGGAGGUGGGGCUGCUGCUCAAUCUAAAGGCGGCUCUUCUCAGGCUGGGGCUGCCGGAAUCCAAGGGAUAGUUUCGAAAAAUGGCGGACGAACCGUAGAAGCAGUCCAGGCAGGUGGAGCUGCUGCUCAGUCUAGAGGUCGCAGAGGAUCUUCUAGAGCUGGGGCUGCCGGAGUUCAAGGUCUCGUAUCCAAAAAUAACGGAGGCACAGUCGGGCUCGUUCAAGGAGGUGGGGCUGCUGCUCAAUCCAAAGGUCGCAGAGGAUCUUCUCAAGCCGGAGCCGCUGGAGUUCAAGGAAUAGUUUCGAAAAAUGGUGGACGCACCGUAGAAGCAGUCCAGGCUGGUGGAGCUGCUGCUCAGUCCAGAGGUCGUAGAGGAUCUUCUCAAGCUGGAGCCGCUGGAAUUCAAGGAAUAGUUUCGAAAAAUAAUGGACGCACGGUUGGACUUGUUCAAGGAGGUGGAGCUGCUGCUCAGUCUAAAGGUCGCGGUGGAUCGUCUCAAGCUGGAGCCGCUGGAGCUCAAGGGAUAGUUUCGAAAAAUAACGGAGGUACUGUGAAAGCAGCUCAGAUCGGUGGAGCUGGUGCAUCAUCAAAUGGUCGGGGAGGUUCUUCCGUUGCUGGUGCUGGCGGAGUUCAAGAAAUUGUAUCCAAAAAUAACAGAGGUGACACCGUGAAAGCAGCUCAAAUCGGUGGAGCUGGAGCUUCUUCAAAUGGUCGGGGAGGUUCCGUCGCUGGUGCUGGUGGAGUUCAAGAAAUAGUGGCUCAAAACAGUAAAGGGGAUACCGUGAAAGCAGCCCAAAUCGGUGGAGCUGGAGCUUCAUCGAAUGGUCGUGGAGGUUCUUCCGUUGCUGGUGCCGGUGGAGUUCAAGAGAUAGUGUCUCAAAAUAAUAGAGGUGAUACCGUGAAAGCAACUCAAAUCGGUGGAGCUGGAGCUGCAUCAAAUGGUCAAGGUUCUUCUGGAGCUGGCGCUGCAGGAGCCCAAGGAAUAGUGUCCAAGAAUAAUGGACGUACUGUGAAAGCAGUUCAAGUGGGCGGAGCCGGUGCUCAAUCCAACAAUUAA